AUGAGCCCCCCUUCUCCCAAGAAGAAGAAUGGCGGCAAUCCUUCUGCUCCCAGACAAAUCCGCUUCGUCGCAACCGAUGGGCAGCCGCAAACCAAGCGCCGUCGCGUUAAUGCCGCUUGUUUAACAUGUCGCCGGCGCAAGAUUCGGUGUUCUGGUGAACAACCAGGGUAUAUGUGGGAAGUGUGUAAGACUUGCUCCGACUACAAGCAUGUCUGCCUUGGAUAUACGGAAUCGACCGCACACCUGCGAACGCAGUCCGACUCCGCAUCUCGAGCGCCGCCGCGCUUUUCCGCUCCGAAUGAAUUGACAAGCCAUGGCACUUCCCGAGCAGUCGAAAGCAGCUCCCCCGAACCAGUGCCAAUAACGAUGCCCAAGCCACCCGUGGAUAAGUCCACCAAGACAAAACCGCCCGUAUCAAAGGAUACAUCCUCUUUUGGAGAUAAUUCUUCACUUGUGAAGGAAUUAGAUACACAAACCGUUGGGGACAGUCCAGCGAGUGGUCGUACCUCUGUGAGCUCAGCGAGUCGCACGCAUGUCCCGUAUUUUCGUUACUUUGGCCCCACCGCGAUUGUACCGGGGUUUAAGCAAAUGGUUGUGCAAGUUCGAGGUUCUCGCAGGAGUAACCCAUCCAUGUCCUCAGACUCCCCCUCUCCUCUUCGGAGCCCUAAACCGUCCGAUAUCCCUACAAGACCCCUGACCACUGCCGCGGAUAAUCGAGACAGUCGCGAUGCAAAUAUCCCAUUUUAUGAUCGAGAUGAUACGCUUCCAGUCUCGAAUCUUGUAUCCCAUUUGUGCGAACUCUUCUUUGCUCACUUGGGCUGCAGUUUUCCCUUCCUACAACGAGAAAGAUUUCUUCAGGACCUUCAAGAGAAAAAGGUUGACACCAUGUUGGUAGAUGCAGUGUGUUCGUUAGCUGCGAGAUUCUCAAUACACCCUUCACUUAGUCCUCCGCAGGCUCCUCCUAUCGAUCGCUCGCAACCCAUACUCGACGACAAAAAGUGGGAUCGUGGUCUGCCCUUUGGUCAUCGUGCGAUGAGCGCUCUUGUGGAUUCAUUGCCAUGCCCAACUCUCUCUGCCGUCCAAGCCUGUUUGUUGCUGGCUUAUGAACAGUUCGGAUCAAAUCAUGACAGUGGACUCUGGAUGUACCUUGGAAUAUCAAUUCGCAUGGCGCAGGACCUUGGGUUGCAGAAGUUCCAAGGUCUCAAACAUAAUUACGGCCGGACCGGCGUCACACCGAGUGAAGUGAUGACAGGUCACGCCGGGAAAUUAAGGGAGGAACAAUAUGAUGAUCUUGAUGUGCAUCUGACACCAAUGGCUAACCCGCAGCCUUUGGUUGAGGAACGUGCCCGGGAGCGCGAACGGGUAGACUCAUUCUGGAGUAUCUUUUUCCUAGAUCGAGUCAUCUCUUCGGGCACUGGGAGACCAGUGACACUGCGCGAUGAGGAUAUUGAACUCUGUUUCCCUCUUCAGUCUGAAUCCCAGCUACCAAAUGGGUGGCCCGCGCCGUUCCCACCACUUAUUCGGAUCAUUCAUCUGUACGGCCGAGUGACCGACCUUAUCAAUGGCAUCCAGGAUGUCAAGCUCGUCACGCCGGAUACGUUAAAGAUGUUGGCUGGGAUGGAAAGCGAUCUAACCGGCAUCUAUCAACGCUUGUCCCCAAGACUUCAUUUCAACGCAGCCAAUUUUCAAGCUUAUGUCAAAGCCAAGGAGGGAACCAAUUUCAUUCUUCUCCAUUUUUGGUUUCAUACUCUCAUUGUUCUCCUUCACCAACCAACAUUGUUGAACUCGUUUGGUGGAUCAAUACAACAUCUCUAUCCGAAUAGUCGUGAGUUGUCGAUGUCAUCUGCCAAAACUAUUGCCGAUAUCCUAUCCUUCUCGGAGCUUGUGGAUGGAAAGAGCUUCAUUGGCAACCCCUUCACUAGUCAGCCGAUGUACAUUGCGGCGUGCGCGUUCCUCAUGGAAAGUGCGUACUAUGCAUCCCCAUCCUCGGGGGCUGGGUCAACCCCACCCCGGCCAUUGUUGGCGAAUCAAUCUAGUGGGUUUGUUAUGCCCACUAUGGAAUCCUCAAACGGGACAGAGCGGAAGUCUACGGCAAAGCAUAUUCUGCUUGCUUCUGCCGCUAGAGAGAAUUACCAGCGAUGCUAUAAGGCUUUGAAAGCACUCAACGCGUACUGGGAAGGCACUGGGUAUAUUUUGACAGUGCUUGAUCAGAAGGCCAAGGGUAUUGUGGAUCCCCUCCUUUACGCUGUGGAGGAUAUAGAAAACUUUGCAGGUACCGCCCCAGGUCCACCUCUUGGACCAGGAGCUUGGCGUGCGGGCAAGGCACCGGUGGACUCUAGUUGUGAUCUAGAAAGACCAGCCGGGGUCGCAGAUAUCUCAUCUGAUGGAAAAUGGUCUCCACACAUUGACCCAAGUCAAGGUUUGUUGGAUCCAUCAUCCAUGACAAACAUACCACUAAUAUCUUCUGCCUCGACAGCUAUCGGAUGGGCACUCACUGGGGCAACAAAUUCUUCACAGCCCAACCUGAGUCUACUCUAUCAGAUGUCUACGACCGAGGCCGAGUCUCCGUCCAAUCGACCAACAUACUCGUCGCAGUACAGCCACAGCUACCCAGUCCUACCAACAAAUGCGGACCAAGGGCCAAGCUCUUCAUAUUCACAAUCUAUUGCACCAGCCAGGGCCCACGAAGAAAUGACGCCCUCGCUCACGACAGCAAAUGCUAAAUACUCUAAUGUUCAAUCAAGAACAAUUAGCAGCGACCCCUCUUAUUACAUGGGCAUGAAUCCAACGUAUCCCGAAUCAAACACGCGAACAACACGCCCCGUACAGACAUCACAAUCAACUUUCCCCGGGAUGCUAUCAUCUGGGCUACCAACUUCACAUAUGGGUACACAGCCCUCCGCCUAUAGUUACUCGAUACCCCAAACGACAACAGGACACCAGACUAGAAACCAAAUGGGGUCUCGCGACCCAGGUGCCGAUCUCCAGCCGACCAUUGAUGAUGCCAACGGGAUGAUGAUCGGGAGUCACGAGGUCGAUAUGAACUCCAUCCACCAGCAGGACUCUUUCCCGUUCGCUAACGGCGAAAUCCUUCCGUGGCUAGAAUACCUCCCUCAAGAUGUUCUGAGUUUCUUCGGCGACCAUCAAAAUUAUCCGCUUAUGAGCCCUGACGAUGUGUCACGGCCCCCAUAA
Messenger RNA from Penicillium griseofulvum, 3192 nucleotides. Its product is annotated as Zn(II)2Cys6 transcription factor. The transcript has 3 exons. Lineage: Eukaryota; Fungi; Ascomycota; Eurotiomycetes; Eurotiales; Aspergillaceae. Gene Ontology annotation, molecular function: zinc ion binding; DNA binding; DNA-binding transcription factor activity, RNA polymerase II-specific. The coding region runs from base 1 to 3192 and encodes 1063 amino acids. Gene Ontology annotation, biological process: DNA-templated transcription; regulation of DNA-templated transcription. The record is from RefSeq and is a predicted model, not a curated record.